GGGCAGCCCGCAACCCGAGGCCGGACCGCCGGCCGCCCACCGCCCGCCAACCCGAGCCCCAGGCCCGGCCCAGGCGGCCCCCACCAGGGGCAGCCCGCAACCCGAGGCCGGACCGCCGGCCGCCCACCGCCCGCCAACCCGAGCCCCAGGCCCGGGCCCAGGCGGCCCCCACCAGGGGCAGCCCGCAACCCGAGGCCGGACCGCCGGCCGCCCACCGCCCGCCAACCCGAGCCCCAGGCCGGGCCCAGGCGGCCCCCACCAGGGGCAGCCCGCAACCCGAGGCCGGACCGCCGGCCGCCCAGCGCCCGCCAACCCGAGCCCAGGCCGGGCCCAGGCGGCCCCCACCAGGGGCAGCCCGCAACCCGAGGCCGGACCGCCGGCCGCCCACCGCCCACCCGAACCCAACCGCCAGGGACCCAGCGCACCAGCCGAGCCGGGGGACCCACACGGAAGCACCCCGGCCCGGCGACACACGGAGGGCCGCGCCGCCCAGACGCCCGCGCCCCGGGGACGCGAAAAAAGACGGGGGGCCCGGGGACGCGAAAAAAGACGGGGCGCCCCGGGGACGCGCAGAAACAGGGGGGGCCCCGGGGACGCGAAGAAAGGGGGCGGGCCCCGGGGAGGCGCAGAAACAGGGCGGGCCCCGGGGAGGCGCAGAAACAGGGCGGGCCCCGGGGACGCCCAGAAACGGGCCGGGCCCCGGGGACGCCCAGAAACGGGCCGGGCCCGGGGGGCGCAAGGGGGGACCAGGGGAGGACCGGGGCGGCGGCCGGGCCCGCGCCCGGGGCCGAGGCACGCGGGGGGCCGGGGCCGCCGCCGCCACCCCCGCCGGGGGGGGGGGGAGGCGGGGGCGGGGGCGGGACGGGGGCAGGGGGACGGGCGAAAGAGGGCGCCGGGGGAGGACCGGGGCGGCGGCGGGGCCCGCGCCCGGGGCCGAGGCCAAGGCCCGGCGCCCCGGGGACGCGGGAAGCAGGGGAGGGGGGGAGGGGCCAGGGGGCCGGGAGGCCACCGACAAAAGCGGGGAGCAAGGGCGGACGGGCAAGAGAGCGCAGCGAGGGAGCGGCGCGGCGACGGACGAAACCCGGACCCAGAAGCAGGGCGGCGGCAAGGGAGGGAGCACCAGGGGCGCCACAAACAGGCGGGGCGAGGAAGGAGAGGGGCGACCACCAGCCGGCCGCACCCCAGCCCGGGCACGAACGGCGCGGCGCACCGACCGAAGCCGGCGAGCCGGGGCCAACCGAAGAGCCGCGGCGCGACGGGAGCGGGACGGCGAGGCGGGAGGCGGACGGAGAGGCGGGCAGGCAGAAGCCCACAGAGGGGAGCGGCGCACCAGGGGCGCCGCAGCCAAGCACAGACACCAAAGGGCGGAACCGGCGGGGCCGCGCGGACGGAGCAGGAGGACGAGGGCAACAACACAGCAGCAGGAGGGGAAAACGAACCGGGCGCACGACGGGCGAAACCCAGCGCACGGGCCCGAGGAGGGGGGGAACAAGCCAACGCGGGGGGAAGGCGGCGGCACAAGGAGAGGAAGAGCCGACAGCGAAGGAGCAAAAAGCGACGGCGCGAGGAACGCGGGGCCGCCACAAGCCAGGGAGCCCGGGGGAACGGGGCGGACACCGCCGGCGGAAAACCCAAAAAGGCAGAAGGAGCGGGAGGCCCCGCGGGCACGGGCGGGAGGCAGACGGAAAAGCAAGAGCAAGCGAGCGGGGCCCGGCGGCGCCACGGGAGGGGCGGGCCGCCCGGAGCGCGCCGGAGGACACCGGCGGGACCGGGGGACAGGGGGACCGCCCCAGGCAAACGCCCCACCGGCCACGGGCCCCGGAGCGGGGCACGCCCGGCGGGGCCGGGCGCGGGACGCCAGAAGCGAGAGCCCGCGCGGGGCGCGCCGCCCCGCCGCACCGGGGAAGGGAAAAAACGAGAAGAGGAGGGGGAGGGCACCGGCGGCCGAGGCCGCCCACGGAGGCGACACCGCGCAGGGCGCGGCACAGGGCCAGACGAGAGGCAAGCGCAACAGGGGCGGCGGGCCCCGCGGAGGCGGCCAAGCCCGGGCCCGGGGCGGGGGGGGCGCGAGAGAGGAGGGAGGGACAGGGGGAAGCGCGGGCAGCCAGGCAGGCGCGGCACGAAGGAGAGGACGAGGCAGGGGGCGACCGGAAGAGAGGCAGAGGGACGCCCGCCGGGGACCCGCGCGGCAGGGAAGGGCGGCACGGGGACAGGCAGAGCACGGGGCAGAAAGCACAGCGCGGCAACACCCCCCGGGGGCCGGCGCGAGGCGGGGGGGAAGGAAACAGGCGGAGGCCCCGGGGCCGCACCAGGGCGAAGGCAGCGGCGAGGCGCCAGCCGAGGCGACCCGCCGGGGGCCCGCGCGAACGGGGCCCAGCGGGCGCCGGAGCGGGGGAGAGCCGCGAGAAGGGCCCGGCGCGCGGCCAGAGGCGCCGCCGCCGACCGCCGGACCCGGGCCCCGCCGCCGGCCCGCCGGCCACGCGGCGGCGGACACCGCCCCCCCGACCGACCCAGCCCGGAGAGCCAAGCCGGAGCCCGAAGGGACGGAGCGGAGGGGCCGACGGCCCGGACCCCCCGGGGGCCAACAGGCCAGAGGCGGGGCACCGGGGAGACCGGCGGCGGAGAGGGGGACGGCCGGGCGCGAGAGGGACACCGGCGCCCCCGGAGGGGCAAGGGCCAGCGAGAGCGCACCGGACGCCGCCGGAACCGCGACGCGGGCCAGGGCACGGGCCCCGCGCGCGGGGCGAACCCAGGCCAGGGCGCCCGGCCCGGCACAAAGAAAAGAGAACGCGCCCCGGGGCGCCCGCCAGCGGCGCCGGGAGCGGGGGCGGGACCGCACGGGACGCCGCGCGGCGCCGAGCGCCGCCACGCCAGAGGCGGGGAGCGGAACCCGACGCCCGGGCGAGCGGCCGGGGGCGACGGAGGCCAGCGCCCCACCCGGCCGAACGGCGGGCGCCCAGCGCGGAGGACCGACGGACCCAGGGGCAACGGCGGGGCACAGGGAACCCGGCGCCACGGCGGCCGGCAAAGGGCGCGGGGGAAGAGGGGCGACGACCACCAAGAGCGGCACCCGCGGCGGCGCCACCCGGGCCCGCGCCCGAGGCGGCCGGGCGCACCGCGGCGGCCCGCCGACGCGGCGCGGCGGAGCCCGCGAGGCGCCGGGGGCCGGCGACGGCCGGGGAGGGGCCCGACGCGCCAGCGCCAGCCAGGGGCAGGGCGAGGGGAGGCGGCAGGGGAGGGGGACACACGCCGGAGCGGAGGCCGACGGCCAGGGCCACCGGCCGGCGGGCGAGAGCGACCAACACCGGGGCGGGGGGCGGAGGAGCGGCGGCAGCGGGCGCCGGAACCCGGCGGGCGGGGCAGCCCGCAGCGCCAGGGCGGCGGACCAAAAGGGGCCCACGGGGCGGCGCGCAGGCCACGCCCGGCGCCAAGCCAGCGAGCCGGGCGGCGGACCCAGGGAAAGGGGGAGAAGAGGGGGAGAGCGGGGCGGCCCCAAGACCGCGAAGCAGGCGCGGGACCAGAGAAAACGGCGAGACGCGGAGCGCCAGCGAGCCGGAGGGAAACGGCGGAGGGAACCAGCGACGAGAGGGGGCGAGGAGGCGGGCGCCCCGAGACCCAGGGCGGACGACCGAGGGGCACGGCAGGACCGCGACGGGCCGCCACCAGAGGGGCCGCGGGCGGCGCCCGGCCCAGGCAGAGGGCACCAGCGGGCGGGGCCGAGCGCACGCGCGCACGCGCCACCGCCCCGACGGGGCGGGCGAGACGGGCCGGGGGGGCGCCCGGAGCCCCGCGGGGCCGGGAGCCCACCGCAGCCGGCGCGCGCCGGCCCGCACGGGCAGGGCGCCACGGGGGGGCGGCACCCGCGGACGCGCGCGGGCGGGAGACGCCGGGGGCCGGGGGGCAAGACGGGGCGGGGGGGGGGCCGACAGCGCCGCAGACCCCGGACGCCGGGACGGGGGCCGGGCCCCGCCCGGGCGGCGCGACGCGGGGGGGGCGCACGGAGGACAGGCCGCCCCGGGCGACAGGCGCGCCGGGAGCGAGGGGGCCCCGGCCCGCCCCGCGGGGAGAGAGGGCGCAGCGAGCACGGAGGCCACGGCCCCGGGAAGCGGCGAGGGACGGGCGGGGGGGCGCGGGAAAGCGCGCGGCCGGAGCCGCGAGCCACCGGCGCCCCGAGCCGGGCCAAGCCGACCGAGACCAGCGCCGGGGAGAGGGCCCGCGAGGGGAGCCGCCCGCACCGAGCGGCCGGCCCGGACCCGCCGAGGGGAAGCCCCCGGGCAGACGGCGCGGACCCCACCCGGGGACCGCGCAACGGGGGCACGCCCGCGGGAACGCGCGCGGCAAAGGGCGGGCAACGGGCCCGGAAGGGACGGGGGACGAGCGGGCGCGGGCCGGGAGGGAGCCGGAGAGGGAGGGGACCACCCGCGGGGGGCGGCAGGCCCAAACAACCCGACGCCGAGAAGACCGGACCCCGGCGCGACGGGGGCCGGGACCGGCCGCACACCGGCCACGGGCGGAGCCGCGAGCAGAAGGACGCAGGCCCCCGAGCGACACCGGGCAAGCGGGCGGCCGGACGCCACAGGGCCCACGGCCGCCCGGCGGACGGGGAGGCGGCGCGGGGCGCGGCCCGCGGCGCGCGCCGCGACGGAGGGAAGCCGGGGGAGGGGCGGGGCCGCCGCGGAGGAAGAGGCGGAAAGGCAGCGGGGGGGCGCGGCGGAGCGGAGGGCGGAGGCGAAAGGAGAGGCAGGCGGGGCGCCCCGAGAGGAGGCGCACGGGCGCCAGGAAGAGGGGGCGCACACCGCCGCGGGAGGCGCGGGGCGCGAGGCGAGCCGGGCCCCGACCAACCCGAGGCGGAACCCGCCACCCCCGCGCAGGCAAGCCCCCGCGAGAGCGGAGCCACCCCGCGCGCGCAGACACCGGCGCACGCGGAACGCGGGCAGCACGGAGACGAGGGGGCCACCGGCAGCCGCGCCCGACGCAGGCGCGAGGCCGACGGGGGGGGAGGGCGCCCCGCCCCGGCCCGGAGGCCGGAGAAGGAGGGAGAGAGAGGGAGAGGGCAGGGAAGCGCGCCGACGGGGAGGAAGGGGAGGCCGGACAGGCCGACGCGCACACGACGCGCCGCACACGGGGGGCAAGCCCAGAGGCGGCGCGGAGGGGGACGAAGGCGCGGCGGCGCCGGCGACGGCCCCAGCCGCGGAAACGCGGAGGGGGCCGAGGGAGGGCAAAGCGACCCGCAGACAGGCGGAGCCCCGGGAGGAACCCGGGGCCGCAAGGGGCGGGCGAAGGGGCGAGGAGCAAGGGGGCCGGGCGAGGCCGCCGCACCGCGCGGAGGGGGGAGGGGCCGAGGGGGAGGAGAGGGCCAGGCCCGGGGGGCACCGGACGGCCGCCGCCACCGCCGCACCGGCGCGCCCGCCGGGGCAGACAGCGAGCAGCGACCCCGGCGGCAAGGCCGGCAGCCCGCGGAGCAGGCCGGCGGGGAGGGGCGGCGCGGGCAGGCGGAGAGGGAGGCGGGGCGCGGACGGCGCACCGAGGGGCGGGCCGGGCCGGGACGAGGCCGAGACCAAGAAAAGGGACGGAGAGGCAGAGCGCCGAACCGCCGGAGCGGACGGCGCCCGGGAGCGGCGGGAGACCCGGGCCCCCGGGAGGCGAGAGAGACGAGCCGGGGGACGAGGGAGACCCGAAGCGACCGGAGGCAGCCAGGGGGGGCCAGCGCGCGCAGCAGCAGCGGCGGCGAGGACAGCGGGAAGGAGCCGGCCGCAGGGGCACCGACGGAAACCGGGGACGACGGGGACGGCCGCGAGAGAGGCAAGGGGGAGCGGCGGCGCGGCGCGCCGCCAGGGCCGGGACCGACCCCGGCGGGGCCGAGCCGAGGACCGCACGAAACCAGCCAAGCGGGAGGAGCGACGGGCGGGGGGGACAAAGGGCAGGGACGGAAGCAACGCGAGCGGAGGACCCGCGCGGACGGGGAAGGCCGCGGGCAGGGGAAAGAAGGGCAAGCCCCAAGCCCGAGCACGAGGGGGGGGCAGCGGGGGACCCACGCCGCGCGGCGAAGGGGAGACACACGCGGAGCCACGCAGGGGGGCGCGCGGGCAGCCCCGGACAGCGAAGGGCAGCACAGACCGGGGAGGCGCAAGCGCGGGGGGCGGAACGCCACGGGGCCCGCGAAGAAGGGGGACGCCGACCGCACGGGGCCGCGGAACGAGGGAGCAGGCCGGAGGCGCGGGCGGGAGCGGAAGGAACCAGACAAAGCGCGCCACCAACGAAGAACGGCCAGGCACCACCACCCACAGAAGCGAGAAAGAGCGAGCAAGCGGGCAAGCCGGGCCGGGGCCGGGCCGGGGGAGGGGGCCCGGGGGAGGCAAAGGAAGCCGCAGGCGCCACGCCGGGGGGGGCCCGGCCGGCAAGGCCGGGAAGGGGCAGCGGGGCAACCAGACGCCCCCCGGAACCCAAAGACGGGGGGGCCCGGACGCGGCCCGGCGGGCAGGGGAAGAACGCCGCCGGAGCGCGAGGGGGCAGCGGGGAGGGGCGGAACGACGACGGGAGCGGAGCGGCGGCGAACCGCCGACGGGCGGGCGGGAGGAAGGAAAACAGGCGGGGCAAAGGCGGGCGCGGGCGGCCGGCGGGCGCCGGGCCAAGAAGGGCACCGCGAGCGGCACAAGACGAAGGCCCCCGGCCGGCCCGCGGAAGCAGGGCCCCAGGGCAGAGAGAAAACCCACAAAAGAGAACCGGAGGCCGAGGCCAGGAGGCCGAGCGGCGGGAGGCAGGCGACCGGGCCGGCGGGGAACACGCGAAGGGGGCAAAGGAAACGCGGCGGACCCCGCGGGACACGCAGCGAAGAGCAGCGAGGGGGCGCCGAGAGGCAGGGGCGGGGACAGACGGGAGCGCGCCGCGCGGCGGACCGGCAGCGCGAGCCCGAGAGCCAACGACGAGCGGGGGAACGGCAGCAACGGGAAGAGACGCGAGGGGAGCGGGAAGGACCGCGGCGGCGGGCACCAGACGGGCCCGCCAAGGGAGCCGCGGGAAAGGAGGGAAAGGGGACGCAGGCCAAGGACAGGGCCGCGAAAGAGGCCGGGAGGGGAGGGGCGGCACGACCGCCCCGAGGCGGGAGGGGGGAAGGGCGCGCCGGCGGCCGGCCGGGGAGGGGGGAGCCGGGGCGCAGGCGCCCGCGCCGGAAGCGAACCCGGAGGCCCCGGACCCGGGGGCACCAGGGGAGGCACAGAAAGGACCAGCGAAAGGGGAGAGGGCAGACAGGCGAAGGAGACGGCGCCGCCACGAGGGCCAGCGAGCGGCGCGAGGGAGCGAGAGGCACCAAAGCGGCCGGGGCACCCCGAGAGGCACCCCGCAGGGGGGGGGGCGGAGAAAGGCACGCAGCCCCGGAGGGCAGCGCGCGGGGGCAGGAGGAGCGCGAGAAGGGCCACAGGGAGCCAAGGAACGGGAGAGCGAGCAAAGGAACCAGAACGGAGGGAAGGAGCCAGGCGCAGGGCACGGGACCGGCCGGGGGGACGGAGACGGGCAGGGCGGAAGCGGGGAGACAAGCAGAGGCGACGGGCAGGAGCAACCAGGGAGCCCCCCGCGGAGGCGGGGCAGACACGGAGGGCGGCGCGGCCGCCCGCCCGCCGCCGGGCGCGCCAACGGGGCGGGGGCCGCCCGGGGCCGCCGGGAAGGCGGCGCCCGGCGGAGGACCGAAGCAGCGGGGGCCGGGGGCGGAGACCCCCGGCGCGCGGGGGCGAGAGGCGGGCGGGGAGAAACGCGGGGGCGCCGGAGGCCGCGGCGCAACGGAGCGGGGGGAGGGGAGGCCGGCAGAACCCACGACACAGCGCCGGGCGCCGGCGGAGGACGGCGGAGGCAGACGGGGCGGCGCGGGCGCGCGACAGAGCGGGCGAACCCAGGGGAAGGGCGGGGGGCGGGGCCGGGGAGGGGGGGGCGCCCCGGCGAACCACCGCGCACGGACCCACCGGGGACAGAGAGGCCGGCCCGCAG
This is a messenger RNA of Lates calcarifer (barramundi perch), 7977 nucleotides long. RefSeq lists its product as uncharacterized. The record is from RefSeq and is a predicted model, not a curated record. The transcript has 5 exons. The annotation marks the transcript as partial. Lineage: Eukaryota; Metazoa; Chordata; Actinopteri; Centropomidae.